Verticillium dahliae VdLs.17 is the source of this 1890-nucleotide messenger RNA. RefSeq names its product vacuolar conductance. The coding region runs from base 1 to 1890 and encodes 629 amino acids. Lineage: Eukaryota; Fungi; Ascomycota; Sordariomycetes; Glomerellales; Plectosphaerellaceae. The transcript is spliced from 3 exons. The record is from RefSeq and is a predicted model, not a curated record.
AUGCCUCGAAACAGGUCUGGCUGGGUGUCGCGUCUCCUCGGAUGGGAUCGUCACCCCGCCCACGGGAGUGACGAGCACUCGGACUGGCACGAAGACCGCCGACGCCUGCCUCGCGCUUACAAGAGGGUCUAUCACCCAAACCUAGUCCUCCCUCGGUACUCUGAUGAGCAGGCCGAAGCCGCCAUAUCGGCCCCCGAUGUCACCAAAGUCGCCCUGAAGCUGCGUCACUUGAUCGAGGCCGCCAUUCCCUGCGAGCUUGACGAGGCCGACAUUACCAAAGCCCACAGCGGUAUCAUCACCACCAAAGUGAUCAAGGCUGCCAAAGAGGCUGGUGGUACUGAACACAGGUCAUGUGUCGUCUUUGGACUUCUGGUCUGUAAGCGGUGGUUCAAGCACCAGGCUCUUGUCGAGCUCUGGGACGCCGACAUGCAUCUCGUUCGCUCCACCGCUUGCGAAGUCAUUGCUAAGAGAAUCAUCGAAGCCGAGGACGACCUCAACUACCUCCUCCACCAGGUCCUGCUGCACCGAUACUCCAUCAUUGUGGACGGCGAGGCCACCAUCGCGGCCAACGUCAUCGAAAAGGCCGUCGACCUCCACGCCGUCAGCGUCAUUGGCUCUUCGGGCUACCAGAAGUGCAUCUCGUAUCUGUGGAAGGGCUGGCUGGUCCAGGAUGAGGAUGAUCCGACCACCUUUGUCGACUACAAGGACAAGGACAAUAUUGACUUUUUCGUCCACCUCGAUCCGGACCGCAUCCGCGUGCCCAUGUUCCAGAAUGCCACGCAGCUCAUCAUCUCGAUCAUCUACCUCGUCUUUUACACAAUCUCCGUCAACACGCCCAACCCCGGCGGCGAGCUCGACGUGGCUGAACUCUUGCUCUACGUCUUCACCCUCGGUUUCAUCUGCGAGGAGUUGACCAAGUUUUGGAAGGCUGGCCGUCACAUUCUCGGGUUCUGGAACGCUUUAAAUGGUGUGCUCUACUCGCUGGUCACCGUUUCCUUCAUCCUCCGCAUGGUCGCACUCGCACACCCGCUGCGGCAUGACGACGAUAAGAACACGAACGACCCGCGCCAGUACUACAAUGAGCUGAGCUACAGCUUCCUCGCCUUCAGCGCCCCCUUGUUCUGGUCCCGCCUCCUGCUGUACCUCGACACCUUCCGAUUCUUCGGCGCCAUGCUGGUCGUCCUCAAGGUCAUGAUGAAGGAAUCCAUCAUCUUCUUCGCUUUGCUGGCUGUUUUGAUCAUUGGCUUCUUGCAGGCGUUUGUCGGACUGGAUGCUGCCGAAGACAUGGCCGUCGACGACUAUGCGCUCAUUUUCAAGGCCAUGGCCAACGCCAUCAUGCAGAGUCCCGACAUGGACGUCUUUGACGAGUUCUCGCCGCCGUUUGGAACCAUUCUGUACUACUUCUUCACGUUCAUCGUCAUGGUCAUCCUGCUCAACAUUCUCAUUGCGCUGUACAACUCGGCGUACGAGGACAUUUACCAGAACGCCAACGAUGAGUUCCUCGCCCUGUUUGCGCAGAAGACGAUGCAGUUUGUGCGCGCACCCGACGAGAACGUGUACAUCCCGCCCUUCAACCUCGUCGAGAUGGUCGUCAUUGCCUUGGUCGGCUGGUGGAUGCCCAAGGAGCGCUUUGAGCACCUCAACGACAUCGUCAUGGCCGUCUUCUACUCCCCGGUCCUUCUCAUUGCGGCCUACGCCGAAACGCGCACGGCCAAGGAGAUCCAGCGCAACCGGUCCAACGGCGAGAGGACGACGACGUGUGGAGGAGUGGGAGCAAAUGGCGGCGAGCUGGACUUUGAGGCCGACGGCUGGGACAAGAUUGCGACACGCAAGUCGAACGUGAGGUGGAGCUGGCGUGCAGGAGGUGCGGAAGCUGAAGGAGUAGAUUGA